UCGAUCAACUUUAACUUCCCACAAUUCCUGCGUGAAGAGGCUUCAUUAACAAACAGCAACACACCGACGGAGCUAACAUGUCAGACAAGAAGCAGACCGUAGAUCUGGGCUUGCUGGAGGAAGAUGAUGAGUUUGAAGAAUUCCCAGCUGAGGACUGGACAGGGCUGGAUGAAGACGAAGACGCUCAUGUUUGGGAAGAUAACUGGGACGAUGACAACGUAGAAGAUGAUUUCUCAAAUCAGCUGAGAGCGGAGCUUGAAAAACAUGGUUACAAGAUGGAGACAUCAUAGUGGCUGACAAGGCCUUUCAGUAUUCGGAGACAUUGGAUAUGGACAUUUAUAAUUCAAAAUUACUGGCUGACCACACACUGCAAGAAGAGUUCGGAAGAUGUUAAUUUGUUGCCAUUUUUUAUAAUUGAUGUUGGUGGAAGUAAAGUGUUUGGAAGAAAGUGUU
This is a messenger RNA of Oreochromis aureus, 453 nucleotides long. RefSeq names its product SEM1 26S proteasome complex subunit (gene sem1). Gene Ontology annotation, biological process: mRNA export from nucleus; proteasome assembly; double-strand break repair via homologous recombination. Gene Ontology annotation, cellular component: proteasome regulatory particle, lid subcomplex; proteasome complex. The transcript has 3 exons. Bases 78 to 290 code for a protein of 70 amino acids. Lineage: Eukaryota; Metazoa; Chordata; Actinopteri; Cichliformes; Cichlidae. The record is from RefSeq and is a predicted model, not a curated record.